CCUCAGAACGCAAACUGAAUUUUAGCUCCACACUUGGAUAAGUACAUGUAAAAACUCAAGAAAACUUCCCAAACGAGCAUUGCUAGGAACCGUACAGCUAAGCUCAAAACUUUUGUGACAAAUUCUCUACAGUUUCAUUAUUGGCUUGAACUCCCCUGGCCACUGGACUCAUUUUCCCCUUGCCUCUUCAUUUUUAUUACACAAGAGUGAAAGACCCUUACCAGGAUGGCGGAAGCUUACCCCCGCUCGGACUCCGGGUCCGUCUCAACGUCCGACAACGACGAGGACUGGCUCACCAAGCCCGCCGACGAGGACGAGGACGACGAGCAGGAGGUGGUAUCGGUCGUGUCGUUGUUAGAUGACAAGACCUUCGCGGACGCGCUGCCCAUGCUGGCGUACUGCAAGGAGUCAUUCGGGUUCGACUUUCUGGGAGUGCGGGAUCGGCUGGGUUUGGAUUUCCAUGGCUGUGUGCGGCUUAUCAAUUUCGUCCGGCGCAGUGUGAAAGAGGACGUGGCGCUGCCGGCGGAGAUUACGGCAAGCCAUCUGGAUGACGACAAGCUGCUGAUCCCCGUGCUCGAGGACGAUGCGCUGAUCUUCUGUCUGGAUGAGUUGCCUGAGCCUGAGCCUGAGUCCGGGCUGGAGAAGGGAAGAGACGCUCUGACACCAGCGCAGGCGCAGACGCAGGCGCAGACGCAGGCUGGCAACGGCGAGGGACCGCUCGUGGACGAGCUCCUCCAGAAGAACGCGCAGCUGCAGGCCGAGCUCGAGCAGCUGGCGAAGCAGUUCACCAACUACCGGCUCGCUGUCGAGCAGACGCUCGACAAGCGCUGGGGCGUGGAUGAGGGAAGCGAGAAGGGCGCCUCCUCCUCGCAGAAGAAUCAGGAGGAGAAGAAGGAGGAGAAGAAGAAGGAUGACUCGGCGUAUUACUUCGAGUCGUAUGCCAGCAACGACAUCCACGAGACAAUGCUCAAGGACACGGUGCGCACCGAAGCCUACCGCGACUUCAUCUACAGCAACAAGCACCUGUUCGCGGGCAAGACGGUGCUCGACAUCGGCUGCGGCACGGGGAUCCUGUCCAUGUUCUGCGCCAAAGCCGGCGCCGCCAAAGUGCUGGCGGUCGACAACUCGGCCAUCCUGGACAAGGCGCGCGCCAACGUGUUCCACAACGGGCUCGACAGCAUCAUCACGUGCAUCCGCGGCCGCAUCGAGGACGUGGCGCUCCCCGUGGACUCGGUCGACAUCAUCGUGUCCGAGUGGAUGGGCUACUGCCUGCUGUACGAGGCGAUGCUGCCGUCGGUCUUCUUCGCGCGCGACCGCUACCUCAAGCCCGACGGCCUGUUGGUGCCCAGCCACGCGAGCAUGUGGAUCGCGCCCGUGUCGGACGCCGACUACGUCGCCGAGAACAUCGGGUUCUGGCGCGACGUGUACGGCUUCGACAUGCGCGCCAUGCAGGAAGGCCUGCACACGGACGUGCGCAUGACGGUGAUGCCCGCGCACGCCGUCUGCGGCGAGCCGACCGCGUUCCGGAUGCUGGACCUGCACACGGCGAAAGCGGAGGAUCUGGCAUUCGAGGACAAGUGGCAGACGACGCUGUCGGACACGGCCGAGGACGUCCUGGACGGGUUUCUGGUGUGGUUCGACUGCUUCUUCGCCGAGAGCCGGAACGAGGCGGUCGAGGCGACGUUGACAGCCAAGCAGUGGGCCGCCGCUGCUGCUGCUACUGGGCGCGAGCGGGUGGCCUUCACCACAGGGCCGUUUGGCACCGAGACGCACUGGCGACAGGGGUUGUUUCUUAUCGACAAGGAGAAGGCGAAGGAGGUUGAGGUUGCGCUGGGAAAGAAACUGAUGGGCGAGAUCCGCUAUGCCAUCCCCGAGGACCAUGCCCGCGGCCUCAACAUCAAAGUGACCUGGGGCGUCGAGGGCGGGGACAAACAGAGCCAGACAUGGUUGCUGCACUGAGACUCAGGGGGAUGUAGACACUCUAAUAGAUGAAACGGGAAGUGUAUGGCCGCCGAUGGUCACCACAACUAAACAGAAGGGGCAGCCUGGUCUAUCAUCUUGAUUAUCUUC
Molecule: messenger RNA, 2070 nt
Organism: Chaetomium strumarium
Lineage: Eukaryota; Fungi; Ascomycota; Sordariomycetes; Sordariales; Chaetomiaceae
Product: S-adenosyl-L-methionine-dependent methyltransferase
Exons: 3
Coding region: 226-1959 (577 amino acids)
Biological process (GO): peptidyl-arginine methylation
Cellular component (GO): nucleus
Molecular function (GO): protein-arginine N-methyltransferase activity
Source: RefSeq, a predicted model, not a curated record